Aspergillus glaucus CBS 516.65 is the source of this 3000-nucleotide messenger RNA. Its product is annotated as putative nitrate reductase. The coding region runs from base 1 to 3000 and encodes 999 amino acids. Gene Ontology annotation, molecular function: oxidoreductase activity; molybdenum ion binding. The transcript is spliced from 6 exons. NCBI's taxonomy places the organism in Eukaryota, Fungi, Ascomycota, Eurotiomycetes, Eurotiales, Aspergillaceae. The record is from RefSeq and is a predicted model, not a curated record.
AUGCCUGAGACGUCUGGAGCAUCGAAAAAGGAUGUCUUCAAUGAGCCGCAUUGGACGAAGACACACAGUCACCGGGUAGGGUUACGAGAUGGCGAUGACCGAUUCCCCGGUCUGACCCACACCGGAGAUGACUGGCGGUUUGAGAUUGAAGAAGAGGCCGAGGGAAAGAUCGAAGAACUGAAAGAGAAGGCAGCCCGCGGAGAACUUCUCACUGUUCGCGACUUUAUUGCCAAGCAAGAGGACUUCGAAUUCAGACGACCAGAAGUACAUCCGAAGAACCGGAGAUAUGUCCUGCACGUUACAGAAGAUUUUAUCAAAGAGGAACAAGGCUGGCUCAUCAAUGAGAGAAAGCGCCAACACGAAGAUGAGAAAAAGCAAACACAGGAUACAAAUAAGGAAGAUGACUCGGAACCCGAGCCCAAGAAGGGGAAGAAAGAGGACGAGGGUAAACCGGGAUACACCCCGGAGCAGCAGGUGCUUUUGCGGAAUUUGCGUGAGGAGGCACAACAUAUACGCUCCAUGAAACAAAAUGAUGGCAAAGGUCGUUCGCCUGCAUGGUCUGAAUUGAUAUGGACGCAAAUUGAUGAGCUGGAUCAAUUCAGCCCAGAUAACUGGAUCGUGCGACCCGACACUCUAAUCCGAAUCACUGGCAAAAAUCCGCUGAACGCAGAGCCGGAUUUGUCAGAGCUUUUUGAUGCAGGGCUCAUCACACCGAACCGACUUCACUAUGUCCGGAAUCAUGGCUCAGUUCCGAACUUGGAGUGGGCGAAUCAUAAACUUGAGAUAUCAGCUGGUAGAUCUCUGGCGCUGCUCAUGGACGACCUGACGGACCAAUUUGAAAGCGUGAAUAUUCCGGUUCUCCUCGCCUGUGAUGGCAACCGCCGAAAGGAACUCAAUAUGCUCAGGCGUUCCAAAGGUUUCAAUUUUGGUCCUGGGGCUGUCAGUUGUGCUUACUGGAAAGGAGCUUUGUUGCGGGAUGUACUUUUAAAAGCUGACAUUGUGUCAUUAAUGGACGACUAUCCAAGCGCGAGUCUUUGGGUUCAUUUCGAGGGCGCAGAUAAUCUCAGCGAAGGGAGGUAUUCCACCUGUAUACCGCUUGAAUACGCUAUGAACCCGAACAACGAUGUUCUGCUCGCCUAUGAGAUGAAUAACAGCCCCCUGCCAGCUGAUCAUGGAUAUCCGCUCCGGUUAAUUAUCCCCGGAUAUGUCGGAGGUCGGUGCGUAAAGUGGUUGGCGAAUAUAUGGGUGACAGACCGUGAGAAUGAUAGUUACUACCAUAUAUAUGACAACCGUGUCAUUCCCAGCUUUGUGACGGAUCCGAACUCCGAAUUUGCGGAUAUUUUGUUUCAUAACCCGAGUACCAUCUGCAAUGAGCAGGCACUGAACUCAAUUAUCGCGAAGCCAGCCCAGGGUGAGACAAUAAGGCUCAUCGAUGUAAAGAGAGACCAAACAUAUCGGAUCGAAGGAUUUGCAUAUAGUGGAGGCGGGCAGGAAGUACAGCGUGUUGAGGUCAGCCUGGAUGGAGGUGAGAACUGGUUAUACUGCGUGCGGCGGUAUCCUGAAGCACCACUGCGGCACGGAAGGAAAUUUUGGACAUGGCUGUUUUGGCACGUUGAUGUCGACCUUCCGCAAAUGCUAGAGGCCCAAAACAUCAUCGUGCGUUGCUUUGAUGUAGCGAAGAAUAUGCAACCUAACACGCCUUCUUGGAAUUUGACAGGAAUGAUGAACAAUUGUUGGUACGUGGUCAAAUCACAAGUCAUCAACGCUUCUGACACAAACGAAUUGCUCUUGAUGUUUCGCCACCCCUGCGAACCAGGCACUGGAGAAGGUGGAUGGAUGGAACCAUCCACAGAGAUUCAGAUGGAGCAAGCUAAACGCUCUGCAACAGUUUCUCAGAAACAAUUCACCCGCGAGGAAAUAGAAAGUCAUUCGAGUGAAAGGGACUGUUGGAUCGUGAUUAACGAUAAAGUAUACGAUGCCACCAGUGUUCUGAGUUGGCACCCUGGUGGCAUAGCACCGAUCCUCGAUCAUGCUGGGCGAGUUCAUUCGGAGACGACGGAGGCGUUUGAGAGCAUUCAUGACGAUUUUGCUCAGAAGAAAUUGCAAGAAUGCGUCUUGGGAGUGGUGACCGACAAAGUAAAGGAGUUUAUGAAACAUGUGGCCGAGCAGAAAGCCAAACGAAGGGCCACGUCAGCCAGGAGGGAUAUGGAUGUAGCACUGAGCCGGCAUAAAUGGACAUUGGUGCGACUGGUUCGAAAAAUUAAGAUGUCAGGAGAUACAAAUCGCUAUAUAUUCCAACUGCCACCGUCAUCCAAGACACUAGGGCUAGAAACUGGUCAACAUGUGCAACUGGGAUUCCAUUUCCGAGAUCGGCUGGUUUUCCGUCCCUAUACACCUGUUUGGCCAAUCCUCUCCAACCAGGACAAAGGCACUUUCGAUCUGGUUGUGAAGACAUACUAUCCUGAUCCAGGACAACCGGGAGGAACCAUGUCGAAUAUUCUGGACUGUCUUCGGGAGGGAGAAGUGGUGGAGGUGAAAGGACCAUCUGGGCAAAUUAGAUAUCAAGGAAAUGGAGAGAUCCUCGUCGACAACAGAAGUUACUCUUUCGAUCGUAUCACCCUGGUUCUUGGCGGAUCAGGGAUCACUCCGGGAUACCAACUUGUCGCCAGGAUUCUAUUAACAGAAGAAGACCGAACAAAGAUCAGAGUUAUCGACGCGAACAAGACCGAGGAUGACAUUUUAUUACAUGCAGAGCUUGAUCGAUUCGCACGGGAGAAUCCGGACCAGUUUAGCGUCACCCAUGUUUUAUCUCAUCCAGGGGAUGACUGGCCAGGCGAAAAAGGUCAUGUAGACGAAAGGAUCCUCCACCAGUAUGCGUUUGAACCGGAUGAACGGUCUGUGGCGCUUUUAUGUGGACCUCCAGCGAUGAUCAAGAAAGCGGUGCUACCAGUGUUGAAGGACUGGGGGUAUCAUGAAGACAAGAAUCUGUUCGGGUUUUAG